Messenger RNA from Rosa chinensis, 2207 nucleotides. RefSeq names its product scarecrow-like protein 15. Gene Ontology annotation, biological process: regulation of DNA-templated transcription. Bases 222 to 1898 code for a protein of 558 amino acids. The transcript has a single exon. The record is from RefSeq and is a predicted model, not a curated record. Gene Ontology annotation, cellular component: nucleus. Lineage: Eukaryota; Viridiplantae; Streptophyta; Magnoliopsida; Rosales; Rosaceae. Gene Ontology annotation, molecular function: DNA-binding transcription factor activity; sequence-specific DNA binding.
CCCUCGUCAUACUUGUCUGUCAUGUAUGCACAUUAUUAAUCUAAUGCCAUACACUCACCACCACCACCAUGCACACACUUACACGCAAAGAUAAAAAGCCAGCAAUCAUCACCACCAAAAGCCCCCUUACCAUUUCCCAAGAACCAAAACCCACACACCUUUGAGUUUGAGUUUUCUUGCUGCUCUAGUUCUCAUUCUUUCUUUGUUCCUCUAACCGAGCCAUGAGAGUACCCGUUACCACACCCCAAACCAACAACAACAACAACAACAGCAACCAAUCUCCAAACCCUAAACCCGAAACCAAUCUCGGAUUCCACACUCCUUCGCGCAUCAAUCCAAACCUCUGCUACGAGCCAACCUCCGUUCUCGACCUCCGCCACAGCCCCAGCCCAGUGGCGGCCGAUAAGCCUUCAAAAGUUUCAGCUAUCUCCGACGUCCUGACUCACCCGAAUCACCAUGAGCCUGUCGAGUGGGUCGAUGAGCAGGAUCUUCACAACUUGGACUGGGAAUCCCUCAUGAUAGACUUGGGCUUGCACGACGACUCUGUCCUUAACCUGAGACCUACUACUAAUACACAGCUGAACCCCCACCCCAACAGCGAGCCUCAGAUUCCUCAUCUCCCGGAGUACCCUCUUCCACAGCCCUUCGAUCCCACCCAGCUGGUCCACUCCGACUUCAACCUCUCCGGGGUCUACUCCUCCCAGAAUUUCAGCCACCACAAUCUGCCUUCAUAUGAUCAGACCGAUAUUCAUUCCUCGGUGAACUCCAACGUGGGGUUCGAUUUCAUCGAGGAGCUGAUCCGAGCCGCGGACUGUUUCGACUCUGACGAGCUCAACCUGGCUCAGGUGAUCCUCGACCGGCUCAACCAACGUCAGCGAUUGUCCUCGCCCAACCCAAAACCUCUUGGAAAACCUCUCCAGCGAGCCGCAGUUUAUUUCAAAGACGCUCUCCAGUCCCUCCUCAACAACUCCACAGGUUCAAGUCCGGUUCGCAACCUCUCCUCCUGGUCUGAGAUUGUCCAGACCAUCAGAGCCUACAAGGGCUUUUCGGGGAUUUCGCCUAUCCCGAUGUUCUCGCACUUCACAACUAACCAGGCGCUCCUCGAAGCGCUCAACGGCUUCAGCUUCGUCCACGUCAUCGACUUCGACAUCGGCCUCGGCGGCCAGUACGCUUCGCUGAUGAAAGAGCUCGCCGAGAAAGCUGACGUGUCGAGGUCCAACCCGCCGGUGCUGCGCAUCACCGCGGUCGUGCCGGAGGAGUACGCCGUCGAGAGCAGGCUGGUGAGAGAGAACUUGUCCCAGUUCGCUCAGGAACUCAAGAUCAGAUUCCAAAUCGAAUUCCUUCUCGUCCGAACCUUCGAGAUUCUCUCCUUCAAGGCGAUCAAGUUCAUGGAAGGAGAGAAAACGGCGAUUCUGCUGUCGCCGUACAUCAUGCGCCGCCUCAGCUCCGCCGAGAACGUCCGCGCGUUUCUCGGCGACAUCCGGCGCGUGUCGCCUACCGUGGUGGUGUUCGUCGACGGAGAGGGGCUGGCCGAGACGGGAGCGACGUCGUUCAGGAGGAACUUCGUGUCCGGGCUGGAGUUCUUCUCGAUUGUUUUGGAGUCGCUGGACGCGGCGGUGCAGGGUGGCGAGAUGGUGAGGAAGAUCGAGACGUUUCUGUUGAGGCCGAAGAUCGAGGCGGUGGUGGAGGCAGCGGGGAGGAGGGUCCCGCAGUGGCGGGAAGUGUUUCACGGCGCGGGAAUGAGGGCCGUGGAGCUGAGCCAGUUUGCGGACUUUCAGGCCCAGUGCUUGUUGGGCAAGGUCCAGGUCAGGGGGUUCCACGUGGCGAAGCGGCAGGCGGAGCUGGUGCUGUGCUGGCAUGAUAGGGCCCUGGUGGCCACGUCGGCAUGGAGGUGUUAGGGGAUUAGGGGUUUAGCUUAGUUAAAUAAGUAGCUCUUAAUUAAGGAAUUAUGGGUUAUAUAUAGUCUCUGUGUUUAGUGUCAACUAUUGGGGUGGGGGGAGAUUGAGAUGUAAGUAAGGGGCUGUUACUUUCAAGAUCCCGACCAAUUUGUUAUGGUGGGUCUGGGAUCAGGUUUCUGUUGAUGUAUAAGUUUUGUUGGUUUUCUGUAACUUUUUGCGCUUGUGUAUGAACAAAGAUAACAGGGAAAGCUAAGCAAUUAUUGGUCACUUCCCAUCACUUAUGAAUCAAGGCAUGGAAUUUCUUUGAUA